AUGAAAUACAAGUGUCGGUAUAUUUAGUUAAUUAGUGUAUUGGUUUGAGUGGUUACAGCGGGUCCUGAUAAUGACUUCCAUGAGAAAUGCCAGUAUCCAGUACGAUAAUAAAUCGGUACGAUAAAGUUCUAGGGCGGCCCUUCCGUCCAGCGUUUUUGUGUACACUUUUGUACUAAGGUUAUACUGUGUACAUUAUUUUUCAUUUUGGGAGUGAAUUCCUUUAAAGUAGAUUAUAAUGAACCCAACGGAAUAAUGGAUGUAAACAGCAAUUACGUCCUAAAUGAGGACUAUUAUGAAACUUUAAAGGAAAAUUCUAAUAAUUAUGAAAACGAAUAUUAUGAACUAAACGUCAAUGAAGUUUUGGAUACAAGAGAAAAAAAAAGUCCAGCAGUUUGUACCGUUAAAAAAGUAUUGAGGACUCACCCUCAAGAUGGAUAUGAAUAUCACCCAAAGCAUUACCACGAGUACGAAUGUGUACCAGUUCCUAAGGGAAUAAUUGACGUCGAUUUUUCUGAUCAAGAUAUUUGCGUAGUUCAACACACAGAAUGCAUAACAGUGGAAAAGAAUUUACUAUUUGCCAGGCAGCUAAUGGCAAUUCCUUCACCUACUUGCGCAAUGGAACCUCACGAGAGGCCUGUUAAAGUAGGAUGCAACUGCAUGCAUCACGUUAAACAUCGCUUCCGCUAAAAUAGUGUUGUUACUCAUGCGUUGAUUGUACGUACAGUCGGAAAAAUAAAAGAAUACCCAUGAACGAACAUAUAAAACACGCUCUAUUUUCCUGUCGCCUUGUCACACAAAAAAUUGGCCAGCGCAAGUACAUGUAUUAAUUAUUAUUACAUGCACUUGCGCUGGGCAAUUUUCUUUGUGACACGGUGACAGGAAAAUACAGCGUGUUUUAUAUGUUCGUUCAUGGGUAUUCUUUCAUUUUUCCGACUGUAUUAAUUUUGUGGCAUUUUAUAAAUAAAUCAUAAAAUAUUU
Messenger RNA from Diabrotica virgifera virgifera (western corn rootworm), 978 nucleotides. RefSeq lists its product as uncharacterized. The transcript is spliced from 5 exons. Bases 253 to 687 code for a protein of 144 amino acids. The record is from RefSeq and is a predicted model, not a curated record. Lineage: Eukaryota; Metazoa; Arthropoda; Insecta; Coleoptera; Chrysomelidae.